AUGGCAAAGAAGAGCUGUGUAUCAAUCCUAUGCUUCUUAAUCAUAAUCUUUAGUGCUAUAUCUGUUUCUGCACAAACAUGUGAUGAAACUGCUGGAAACUUCAAACCGGAUAGUCCAUAUGCCAUGAACCGCCGUCUCAUCAACGUUACUCUGGCUUCUAACGUCACGGUUCACGACGGCAACUUCUACGGUUGGAUGGGCCUAGACCCGGACAUAGUCUACGCCGUGGGGAUGUGCUCUCCAGGUGCUGGACCAGAAGCUUGCUCCCAAUGUAUCCAGGACACCUCAGAUAGUUUACUAAAGUCAUGUCCCAACCAGACAGACUCUUUCACAUGGUUAGGUGAAGAGUUUCUUUGCCUUGUUCACUACUCUCGCAAACCUUUCUCCGGGGUCCUCAUCUUGGAGCCAUCUAAAGUCCUUUACAAUUCCGUGGACAUAGAAAAAGAAAACCUGAAGGAAUUUGAUAGUGUAUGGGAUGAGUUAAUGUCUCGUACGAUGACAUCGUUGGUGAGAAACAAUUUAUCUACUCCUACUAGUAAAUACUAUGAAAAUGAAAUAGCUCCUGUGCCGGGUUACAAGAACAUAUCGGUGUUGAUGCAAUGCACUCCAGAUGUUUCUUCGGAGGAUUGUAAACUUUGCCUAGAGAAGAGCGUUGACUACUAUAAGACAUUGCACCAUGGGAAGAGAGGUGGCAUUGUGUUGCGGCCAAGUUGCUUUUUACGGUGGGAAUUAUAUACGUUUUCUGGUGUUUUUGAUCAUAUUAGAAUGCCACCUCCGUCAUCACCACCACUGCCUUCACCGCCGCCUUCAAAGACACCUUUUGUCGUCACCAACAUGCCUGUGAAAGGCAAUUUAUCGGGAGGAAUUAUCAGUGCUAUAGUCAUUGUUAUUUUAUUUUUCAUAGUGUUGGUAGCCAUAGUCGUUGCUAUUUUCAAGAGAAAGAGAAAGCAAAAAAUUGAUCUUCCAACGGAAUCUGUUCAAUUUGAUUUAAAGACAAUAGAAGCUGCGACCAGCAACUUCUCUGCUAGUAACAAGCUUGGUCAAGGUGGAUUUGGUGAGGUUUACAAGGGUAUGCUCAUGAAUGGAACUGAAGUCGCGGUAAAGAGACUGUCUAAAACAUCAAGACAAGGUGAGGUAGAGUUCAAGAAUGAGGUAGUUGUUGUUGCAAAGCUUCAGCAUAGAAAUCUUGUUAAACUUCUGGGAUUUUCGCUACAAGGAGAAGAAAAGUUACUUGUCUAUGAGUUUAUUCCAAACAAAAGCCUUGAUUAUUUCUUGUUUGACCCUAAGAAGAGAAUUCAGCUGGACUGGACAAUGCGAUGCAACAUCAUUGGUGGGAUUACUAGAGGAAUUUUAUAUCUUCAUCAAGAUUCACGGCUCAAAAUCAUACACCGUGACCUCAAAGCAAGUAAUAUUCUCUUAGACUCGGAUAUGAACCCAAAAAUUGCUGAUUUUGGAAUGGCAAAGAUCUUUGGUAUGGACCAAAAUGUAGCCAAUACAUCAAGAGUGGUUGGAACCUUUGGUUACAUGCCUCCCGAAUAUGUGACACAUGGUCAAUUCUCAAUAAAAUCAGAUGUUUAUAGCUUUGGAGUAUUGAUUCUUGAGAUCAUUAGCGGAAAAAAGAAUAGCAGCUUCUACCAGAUGGAGGGUCUAGUUAACAACUUAGUCACAUAUGUAUGGAGACUUUGGGAGAACAAAUCAUUGCAUGAACUCAUAGAUCCCGUUAUCAGAGAAGAGAGUAAAAGAGAUGAAGUCAUUAGAUACAUUCAUAUUGGGCUGUUGUGUGUUCAAGAAAAUUCUGCAGAACGUCCAACAAUGUCUAGGAUUCACCAAAUGCUCACAACCAGCUCAAUUACUCUGGAUGUGCCUCUACCACCUGGAUUUCUGUUUAGGAAUGGACCACAAUCAAACCCACUAGCCCAGAGGUUGGAACCGGGUGAACCCACCAGCAUGUCUUUUGCUUGUUCGUUAGAUGAAGCAACAAUCACCGAUGUUAGUCCUCGUUAA
Molecule: messenger RNA, 2004 nt
Organism: Brassica oleracea var. oleracea
Lineage: Eukaryota; Viridiplantae; Streptophyta; Magnoliopsida; Brassicales; Brassicaceae
Product: cysteine-rich receptor-like protein kinase 17
Exons: 7
Coding region: 1-2004 (667 amino acids)
Biological process (GO): protein phosphorylation
Molecular function (GO): ATP binding; protein kinase activity
Source: RefSeq, a predicted model, not a curated record